Molecule: messenger RNA, 1089 nt
Organism: Penicillium mononematosum
Lineage: Eukaryota; Fungi; Ascomycota; Eurotiomycetes; Eurotiales; Aspergillaceae
Exons: 3
Coding region: 1-1089 (362 amino acids)
Biological process (GO): transmembrane transport
Molecular function (GO): transmembrane transporter activity
Source: RefSeq, a predicted model, not a curated record
AUGGGAUGUGCAUUAGCGCCGAACUUUCCAGCGCUUCUUAUUUUCCGGUUCUUUUGCGGAUUGGGAGGCUCAGCACCAAAUGCCAUAUUGGGUGGUCUAUUCUCUGACAUCUAUGAAGAUCCCCACCAGCGUGGAUUAGCAAUGUCUUGGUUUAUGUUUGCAACAACAUUCCCGCCUCUGCUAGGACCGAUUAUCUCGGGCUUCAUUUCAACCAUUACUUGGAGAUGGACUUUCUGGGCAGGCCUUCUCAUCGCGGCUCCUGGGUUUCCGCUUCUGGUUACCAUGCCUGAGACAUAUGUUCCAGUUUUGCGAUUGAAGAAUGGGAAUUCUGGCAACAAAAAAGAUAUUUCAGACCAGAAGAAUCUGGGUCACCUUCCCGGUGGAGAUUCAUUCUUUUCUAAAAUGAGCGUUGUUCUCAGUCGCCCAUUCUCGAUGUUUUUCCACGAAUCGAUUGUCUUUUGUUGUUCGAUGUACCUCGCGCUUGUUUACGCGACUUUAUAUUUAUAUUUCCAAGCCUAUCCUAUCGUCUUCCAAGAUUUAUACGGUCUAUCUGCUGGGAUUUCUGGACUGGCUUUCCUGCCAAUUCUUCCGGGGUCAAUCAUGGCAUUCCUCGUCUUUUUCUUGUACAGCUCGCACCACAGCAAAGCAUUGAAAUCCGGAAGGUCCUGGGCCAAAUUAGAGGAAUAUCGCCGCCUACCUCUUGCUUGCAUUGGUGCACCGGCAAUCCCAAUAGCUCUCUUCUGGCUAGGAUGGUCUUCGAGACUCUCCAUCCACCCAGUGAUGCCGAUGAUGUCCGGAGUUUUCUUCGGGUUCGGUUAUUUGUUGAUUUUCAUCGCACUCAUCAACUAUCUCACUGAUGCAUACAAGCAAUUCUCAGCUUCGGCCGCGGCUGCGGCGAGUACAUCGCGAUCUAUUUUUGCGGUCUUUCUGCCUAUGGCUACAAAUGCUAUGUAUACCAGAUUGGGGAUUGACUGGGCAAGUUCCCUGCUGGGCUUUUUUUCCUUGGCCAUGGCUAUCAUCCCGUUCGUGUUUAUUAAAAAGGGUGCUUGGAUCCGUUCAAAUAGUCGAUUCGCACAAAUAGCGCAAUAG